UUGUGGUUGGUGGUCAUCCAAAUUCACCAUUGGAUCAUAAAAUCUGCAAACACAAAUCAAUGCAUCAGUCAAAGGCCUAAUUUACCCAUUUCAUAAAAAUCUGAAACAAAUUUUCAACUUCAAAACACUUCUGUUCUCGACCAUCUAUCUCAUUAUUCACGAUCUCACCAGACAGCAUAUUGCUUCAAGGUUUACACAUGCAUUUUGGCGGGUGCAUAUGGACUUCUUCGGUUCUUCGCCGGGAAAUGACGUCAAAAGAUUUAUCAAACGAAAGGAUAGUGAUGCAGGCGAAGCAGGCCGUGCAUUGGAAGAACUCAGAAGUUCCCUCUACAACGAGUUUCGGACUUCAGAGGGCGCCAAACGUCAACAGGAACGAUACUGUGGACCUAGUGCAGCAAUGACCUUCAACUUUACGGUUGCUGUGUCGAUAAUUCUGGGGAACAAAUUAGUUAUGGGCAGAGUUGGAUUUAACUACCCAAUAUUCCUUACUUUGAUUCACUACUCUACUGCCUGGAUUUUACUAGCCAUUUUCAAGGCACUUUCCUUGCUUCCGGUUUCUCCUCCUUCUCGAUCUACUCCAUUCUCUUCACUUUUCUCUUUGGGUGCAGUCAUGGCUUUUGCUUCUGGCCUUGCCAAUAUUAGCCUAAAGCAUAACAGUGUUGGAUUUUAUCAGAUGGCUAAAAUUGCCGUCACUCCAACUAUUGUGAUAGCGGAGUUCAUUCUUUUCAGAAAAGCAAUAUCUUUUAAGAAGGUUCUCGCUCUAGUUCUUGUCUCAGUAGGUGUAGCAGUUGCAACUGUAACGGACGUGGAAUUCAAUUUGUUUGGCGCUGUUGUUGCAAUAGCUUGGAUUGUUCCAAGUGCUAUAAAUAAGAUCCUCUGGUCUAACCUCCAGCAGCAAGGCAACUGGACUGCUCUAGCGUUAAUGUGGAAGACCACCCCGGUCACAGUGCUCUUCUUACUAACUCUUAUGCCAUGGUUGGAUCCGCCUGGAGUUUUGUCCUUCAAAUGGAAUGUCCAUAACGCGACUGCCAUUCUUAUAUCGGCUUUGCUUGGCUUUCUCCUGCAACUUUCUGGAGCUUUGGCACUUGGUGCGACUUCUGCAACCUCACAUGUCGUUUUAGGGCAAUUCAAAACUUGUGUCAUUCUUUUAGCAGGGUACGUAGUAUUCGGUUCGGAUCCAGGGCCACUUAGUCUUUGUGGUGCCGUAGCUGCUCUUGCUGGAAUGUCAGUCUACACCUUGCUUAAUCUAAGGGAAUCACAUGAGAAAGAGGGUAGUUUACUUCAAAAGCAAAAUCUUCCUUCUCAAAAACCCAAAACAGUUGAGGAAGACAUGAAUGAGGCAAAUGCAGGCACUACCUCCGGCUCCAAUUCUGUCUGAACGAGAAUUAUCUAAACAGAAUAGCUUUUGGUUCUGCCCUCGAAAGAGAUUCAGUGAAACUACCGUAUGAUAUCCAGUUCAUUUUGCUGAGGCAAUGUUACCAUCCACAGUCCAUGCAACUUUUUUUUUUUUUUCCUAAGCAGUCCAUGCAACUUAAAAGAGUGCGAUUGCUAUGAGCUAAAAAACUGGACAAUGUAGCCAUGUACAGAGAGGUAAUCAAAGUUUUACGCAGAUGAAGACA
Molecule: messenger RNA, 1619 nt
Organism: Coffea arabica (coffee)
Lineage: Eukaryota; Viridiplantae; Streptophyta; Magnoliopsida; Gentianales; Rubiaceae
Source: RefSeq, a predicted model, not a curated record